Pseudovirgaria hyperparasitica is the source of this 777-nucleotide messenger RNA. RefSeq lists its product as uncharacterized. The transcript has 5 exons. Bases 1 to 777 code for a protein of 258 amino acids. NCBI's taxonomy places the organism in Eukaryota, Fungi, Ascomycota, Dothideomycetes, Acrospermales, Acrospermaceae. The record is from RefSeq and is a predicted model, not a curated record.
AUGCCUACAAUCCAAGCUAGCGGUAUCAAAAGUACUACUACACUGGCAGACUCGAGACUGCUGUCUCUUCUAAUCCCCCCGACCCCCCCCAACCGUGAUGGGAUAGCAAAUGGCGAGUUGGUUGAGAGGGCAGCGAGGGCUAAGGCUGGUUUGUCUAGGGUAGGGUGGUCGAGGUCCAGACCAUCGAGCACGCACUUGGUCAGUGACAUAGUUACGAGGCAGACAGACAGACAGGCAGACAGACAGACAGGUAGACAGACAGGCAGACAGACAGACAAGACAGACAAGACAGACAGACAGGCAGGAAACAGAAUAGACGGUCGACCGAAGUCCGAAGUCCGAAAAACCCAUGGCCCCGGGAUCAAUAAAGUUGAGGACCCUGAAAAGCAGAAUCGGCCCAGAACAGGCCCAGAACAGGCAGUAAAAAGUGCUAUGCCCAUGUAUAGCAUAGAUCUACUGAGGCCACGCGGGAGAAGCCAGGCACACAGUCCAGCUAUCGACCUAUACAACGACCAGAGUGACGUGCCGUGCUGCCGAAAGCGGUUAGACUGCCUGGCGAACGUGGCAUGUCCCGGUGCAGGUUGUGUAAUCUAUACCACUCUAUUCAUGCAUCUUGUACUUAUUGUCGUCGUCGAACAGGCUUGCGAUGAGCCUCAGUUAAAAACACGACGAACACGAGCUGGCCUAGAAUCAACCCCGCAGCUAAUGGGAGAUAUUGAUUUUGUUGAGCAUGCACGCUGCCGUCUGCCUGCUGGCGAAGGGGCAAUUGGAAAGUGA